Haliotis rufescens (red abalone) is the source of this 2038-nucleotide messenger RNA. Its product is annotated as phytanoyl-CoA hydroxylase-interacting protein-like. NCBI's taxonomy places the organism in Eukaryota, Metazoa, Mollusca, Gastropoda, Lepetellida, Haliotidae. The transcript is spliced from 2 exons. The coding region runs from base 129 to 827 and encodes 232 amino acids. The record is from RefSeq and is a predicted model, not a curated record.
GUAGGGGACAAAGGGAUCUUGUUUACACAUAAGCGUAUCCAGGUAUAUAUCGAUCCAACAUGACUACUCAAUUCACUUUGUGAAGAAGAGCUUGGAAAAGCAGUAGCACAACAACUAUCCUAUCCGUCAUGGCUGAAGGAGGGAGUAUAGAUGUCGAGAAAGAAUAUCUAAAAAAGCUGCUCCGCAAAGCCGAGGACCACUGCAGUAAAGGCAGCUUUGAUAAUGUAUCUAUCCUCUUUCGCAACAAGCCGUCAUCCUAUUUCGAUGACAUUCGGCAGAACCACAAUAACAUCAUGGAACCUUAUCUGAAGGACAAUGGCGGAGACCAACGCUGUCCAAUAAAUGGGAGACUGAAGGGUCUUUUCUUUAACGUGACGCUUAAGAAUGGCAGUCUGCCAAAUAUGUCGCCUUUUGGAGACACGAGAGUGAAAGUGCAACUGAGUGAGGUUUUUGAUGAUUCAGCAAAACUUUACUUUGCUGACUUCUACUGCAAGCCACCACGCAGGUCCCCACGCAGAAUCACGCGCACGCGUGCUCACUACGUGACCUUGGUCCUGACACGUUCAGGAUCAGAGGCAGACAGUUUCUGUAAUAUGCACCUGCUCAAGCUUGAUUCGUGCUCCAACAAGUUUUUGAUAAAGACAUUCUCAACAUACAGAACAAAGGACUGUCCUCGUGUCCACGUGGAGGUUAUGUAUACAGAGGCCGUGAACAUGACAGACAGGGAUCUCUCAAAAACUGGUACCUUUGGUCGAGGUCACAGCACACAAGGUGGGAUAGGGAAGACUGUGGGCUGCAGCAUGUGCAAUGUUGAGGAUAUAUCUUAGAAUGAGUGUUUUGCUUCAUAAUCAGACAAGCUAGGGAUACAUCUUUGGAUGAUUUCCUUCGGAAGCUAUCGGCAGCAAUUAAUCGCGAGGGUUCUUUCUAGAAAUGUCCAUCGGGUGUAUUGCUUCAUAAUCAGACAAGCGCAUAAACGCCAUACUGGUACCUUUGGUCGAGUUCACAGCAUACAAGGUGGGAUAAAAAAACCUGUUGACUGCAGCAUAUGUGAUGCAGGGGAAUAGGGUAUUUGGAUGAGAUCCGAAAGUCAACUUUCCCUUAUGUCGAGCAGCUCCAGACCUGGUGUUUUCACAACUUUUGAGCUACAAUCGAGCUUGCUUUUCUACCAAGAUUACAAACAGCGUCAUAUGAAUAUGUCCUAGAAGUUGUUUGAUCAAGGUUACAACAUUCAAUGCCUCAGUAAAGCUUUCAAAACGAAAUGUGGAGGAUAUUUCAAAAUUUGACGCAUCAGUGAACAAAAUGAUAAUCGAUGAAUUUUCACUAUUUAUAUCAUAUGUUCCUGUAUCAUUCAGGCAAACAAUUGACUUGCCUUUGCAUGUGUUUGUGACGAGUGCCACCGGUGGGGCAGAAAACGGUUAUCUAUUUGUAAACACCUGGUAUCAUCAUUAUUAGAUAGUGAUUCAUAAACACAUGCUUAUCGGACUCUGCUUUUGGCCGAGAUUUCUUAUGAUUAUGGAAAGAAUUUAUCGCGUUUAUUCAAAAUUGUCACUGAAAUCUUCACUCCUGAAUUGAAAAGCUGACAUUUGGAGCUUUGUGUCGAUAAUCAACUGCAUUCUCUAAGACAAUAUGUUCAAACAUUUUGAUUACAUAAAUGUAUGCCUAGACAAAGUGUACAUGUCAACAGUACAUGAAUUGCCCUGUAAGUGUGAGUGAGUGACUGAGUAUGUUUUACGCCGCUUUUUAGCAAUAUUCCAGCAAAAUCAUCUUUUUGCAUUUUACAAACAAUAUGGGAAAAAGUAUUAAACAUGCAGUAUUAGACAUGUAAAACAUAAGUACCAUGUAUAUACAUUUAUUUUAAUAUAUAAUAAUUCGCUUUGAGUUGUACGUCUAGAAUUGUACGUCAUUAACUUUCACAUUCGAUUCGUGUUGAUUGUGUAGUGCACACAGCACAUUCUUAUUCGUGUUGAUUUUGUAGUGCACACAGCACAUUCUUAUUCUUGCAUCUCACCAGAAUAUUGAAUAAAACGAUUUGAUGUGA